Molecule: messenger RNA, 1948 nt
Organism: Papaver somniferum (opium poppy)
Lineage: Eukaryota; Viridiplantae; Streptophyta; Magnoliopsida; Ranunculales; Papaveraceae
Product: UPF0481 protein At3g47200-like
Exons: 1
Coding region: 224-1810 (528 amino acids)
Source: RefSeq, a predicted model, not a curated record
AACUCAACUUUAUGCCACAAAUAACAGAUCUGUGGUGAUUUCAGGAUCCCCUAUGGGACAAUAGCGACUAGCACAAAGACAAAUAGUUACUUUUAAAUCAGCUUAUUGUUUUCUCAAAUUUUCUCCCUCCAAGUUGUAUUUAAACACAUAUUCUCAUCAAAAGAGGCUACCAUCACAUAGAAAAAAGAAAACCCAAAAAGAAAGAGAAGAAAAACAAAAAGGAAUGGAUGAAAAUAUCGAAGAGGGAGCAGCUAGAUCAUUAGAAGAUGAGUUAGAAGCAUGUGGCUUUUUGCCUUUACCAUCACCAAAUUCUUGCAUAUACAAAGUCCCGGAAAAACUUUGUAAAGUUAAACAUGAAGCAUACAAACCGCAGAUCAUCUCAAUUGGUCCUUAUCAUCGAAACACUGAAGGUCUUCACUCCAUGGAAUCGAGCAAAGAAAGGUAUUUCAAAGCUUUUCUGCGUCGUACAUUACCAACAUUGACAUCUAGAUUAACUCUGUCAAAUCUGAUUAUUGCCAUUAAAAGGAUAGAAAGCCAAGCUCGUGAAUGUUACCAUGACUUAGUCCUUGGUCGUGAUCUCAUUAAGGCGGGUGAUGGAUAUGAUAGUGAUACAUUUGUUAAAAUGAUGAUACUUGAUGGCUCUUUUAUACUUGAGCUACUUCACAGAUAUGCUAACGAAGGGGCAAGAGAUGCAAAUGAUCCGAUAUUUUUUACAGGUUGGAUGCUUUCUAGUUUACAGCAUGAUUUGGUUCUAAUAGAAAAUCAGAUUCCUUUUAUCAUUCUCGAGAAGCUUUACCGUUUAACCCGUACGUAUAGUCAACAAAAUGAUCAAUCUCUUGACCAGCUUGUCCUUCGCUUCUUUAAAACCAUGUUACCAUAUUCAAUAGAAAGCGAAUUACCUGCUCCAACUCAAGAAUCACUACCAGUACGAUCAGCUAGAUACAUAUUGGGUUAUCUGCUAGCCAUCGAACGUUUUAUUCAAUCACCUUUCUGUUCACGAGAAUCUAUGUUGCCUAUAACUCAAGGGCCAGAAAUCCAAUUAAAUGAGUUUCUACCCAAUCCAGAAGAAACCGUGGUGGUACGUAUGCCUACAACGCAAGCAGGAAGCCAACACAGACAAAUAAACUCAUCCGGAAGCCAACACAGACAAAUAAACUAUAGAAGCCGACAUAGACAUAUGCUGGAUCUGUUGCGCAGUAAUUUACUGCCUUCGUCGGCACAUGAGGAGAAUGCAGGGGGUGAUCCAGGCUGGGAAUUCACUCGGUGUGUCACAUCUCUUUCAGAAGCUGGAGUGAAGUUCGUGAGAAAAGAUAAAUCUGAUGGCUUACUGGAUAUUAAAUUCCACAAAGGAACUUUUAAUAUCCCACCAUUCGAUUUCGAUGAAAGUACUGAUGUUGUUCUAAGGAAUAUGAUAGCAAUGGAGCAAUGUGAUAGGAUGUCCACGCGCCAGAUCACAUCGUAUGUCUUACUUUUGGAUAUAUUGAUGAACUCCGAGAGAGAUGUGAAAUUGCUUCGUGAUAAAAAGAUUAUUCGCAGUUACUUAGGAGAUGACGUAGAGAUGUCGCUCAUAAUUAACAGUAUGUGCAAAGGAGUUAGCAUUACACAUUUCUGCUACGAUGGUCUUUGUAGCAGAUGCAACAGAUAUAUCCAAGGGACCUGGUAUAAAUGGCGAGAAGUUCUGAUGCGUGAUUACUUCAAUACUCCAUGGGCACUGUUCUCAUUUCUUGCUGCUAUUGUUUUACUGAUCCUUGCUAUCACUCAGACUCUCUAUGCAGUCUUGGCAUAUUAUGUAUCCUCAUCACCUUCCUGACAAUCACCUCAACCAGGCUAGUCGAUCUUGAUCGUUUCUUUUCUAAUUAAUUGUCUCUAUAUGUGUGCCAAAUAAACAAGGUUAUUAUUCUUUACGAAAUCUGUUUCCGAGCCAAGGGAAUCGGCUAGGAUAUCUCGA